Zeugodacus cucurbitae (melon fly) is the source of this 2817-nucleotide messenger RNA. RefSeq names its product putative sodium-dependent multivitamin transporter. Gene Ontology annotation, biological process: sodium ion transport; transmembrane transport. Gene Ontology annotation, molecular function: symporter activity. Bases 648 to 2408 code for a protein of 586 amino acids. NCBI's taxonomy places the organism in Eukaryota, Metazoa, Arthropoda, Insecta, Diptera, Tephritidae. Gene Ontology annotation, cellular component: membrane. The record is from RefSeq and is a predicted model, not a curated record. The transcript has 4 exons.
ACGUUCUGCUCACUUCUUAUUGGAAUUUCAAAGAAGUCGGGUGUUUUAUGAGUCGGAAGUCGUGAUUCGUAAAAUAGAUAGUUGUAAAAUAGCGCGGUGCGGUAAUAAAGUGUUUAUAUAUAAGCAUACUUUUGUAUGUAUGUAUGUCAAAAGGCUCUUAGCUUGUUUGAAAAUAUGAUUGAAAAUUCGAAGCUGUUACACAAACAUUUCCAUACGUUUGAGAGUUUGCUACUAAAUUUUCGCAUGUGAAAAGCAUUCAAUAAAUAAAUAUUAUAGUUCAUUUAAACAAACACUAAUUAAAUUACUAAGAAUGGAAAUUAAGUCUAUUAUUUCCAUUCUGGUGCCCUAAAAAAUUAGAAAUUGCCUCUAAAAGUUUCCAUGCUCAUUAAAUAUAAAAUAAUACAAAUUAAAAAAACCUCUUUGACAUUAAAAUAAUUCAAUAAUAAUUACAGAGAUGAUAUUUUAUGAUUUUAGAAGUUCGUGAUAUUAGCGUUACGAUAGUAUUCAACCUCCAGACAUAUGUACUAAGCAGCAAAUAUCUUUUCUACGCAACAUACAGAUACAUGACAGCUGUAAAUAUCGCCAAACCUCAUACUACGCUUCGUUAUUUCAUUUAAUAUAAUUUGAUUAUACAUUCAACAUACACGAUGGAGCCAACUUUUGAUGGUUGGGAUUUCGCCGUAUUGAUUACGAUACUGGCAAUCUCGGCUAUGAUCGGUAUUUACUACCGUUAUACGGGAGGAAAGCAGAAAACCAUUAAAGAAUACCUCCUAGCCGAUCAGAGUAUGACCACAUUUCCGGUUGCUGUGAGUUUGAUGGCGAGUUUUAUGUCCUCCAUCACUUUAUUGGGUGUCUCCAGUGAGAGUUAUCAAUUCGGCACUAUGUUUUGUGUUAUCAAUCUGGCAUAUCUUAUAUGCACACCGAUUGCAGCGUAUUUAUUCCUACCGGUCUUCUAUCGCAUGCGCACUAUGAGCGUCUAUGAAUAUUUGGAACGUCGUUUUGGUCACUCAACACGUCUCGCCGCAUCACUGGCCUACUCCGUACAGAUGAUACUUUACAUGGGUAUUGUGCUUUAUGCGCCAGCGCUGGCUCUCGAAGCUGUCACCGGUGUAAACAAAGUUACCGCUAUAUUGGUUAUCGGUCUGAUUUGUACCUUCUACUCGACGAUUGGUGGCCUGAAAGCUGUGCUAAUAACCGAUGUCUUUCAAUCGCUUUUAAUGUUCGCUGCCAUUUACGCCGUCAUCGUGGUGUCGGCCGUUAAAGCUGGCGGUUUGGCGCCAAUUUGGCAGGUAGCAGAGGAGCGGAGUCGUGUAUAUUUCACCGAAUUUUCUUUGGAUCCCACUGUGCGUCACACUUGGUGGAGUCUACUCAUUGGUGGCAUGGUGACAUAUCUAUCAUUGUACGGUGUCAAUCAGGUGCAAGUGCAAAGGCUAUUAAGUGUACGGAAUUUGGAGAGUGCCCAAGCGGCGCUAUGGUGGAAUUUACCUAUUUUGGGCACACUCAGUUUCAGCACAUUAUUCAGUGGUUUAGCGAUAUUCCACUAUUACAGAAAUUGUGAUCCCCUGCUAGAGGGUAGAAUACAAUCGAGAGACCAAUUGAUGCCAUUAUUUGCCGUGGAUACAAUGGGUCAAUAUCCCGGUUUAUGUGGUCUCUUCGUCUCGGGCAUCUUUUCCGCCAGUCUCUCUACAGUUUCAUCUGCGGUCAGCUCGUUAUCGACCGUAACGCUUGAGGACUACAUCAAACCAUUGUAUAAACACUUUACGAAAUCACCGUUACAUGACACGAAAUCAACACUGCCGAGUAAAAUUAUGGCCUGCAUUUAUGGACUUGUCUGUAUCGGUAUGGCAUUCACGGCUGGUUCCAUGGGUGGCGUUCUACAGGCAUCUCUCACCAUAUUCGGCAUAAUCGGUGGACCAUUGUUGGCGCUUUUCACACUCGGCUUAUGCACGACACGUGCGAAUCAACGCGGCGUUCUACUCGGUUUACUAAUCGGUUUUAUAUUCUCUUUUAUUAUCGGUUUCGGUGGUCCGAAACAACCACCAACACCGUUAGAUUUCAAAGCAGAUGACUGCCCAGCUGCCGGUAAUGAUAAUAUCACUUUGGUUGCGGCGGCUCUUACACAAGUGCAAAACAUGACAUUCAAUAUGACAACCGCACAACCAAUGAUAGCAACAACUCCCAUAGAGUAUAAUUGGUUCUAUAGAUUGUCGUAUUUGUGGUUUUCCGUAAUUGGAUUUUUAAUUACAACAUUUAUGGGUUAUGUUUUAAGUUUGCUCUUGGAGACACUAAAAUGGGCUGAUAAUAAACAAAUUUACUUAGAUUAUCAGCAAAUCGAUGUAGACUUAUUCAUACCACCGUUGGCGCGUAGAUUAAGAAAGCAUAACGCUGAAGAAAUGACAAAGUUGUAAAGCGUCUAUGAAGAUGAAAGUGCAACGGUAUUUAAGUAUAUAAAUAAUAAAUUUAUUUCAAUGUAAUUUUGCUUUAGUGCUUUCGAAGUUAAUUACUCCCUAAGGAAGUCACUUAAGUUAGAGUGUGCUUAUGCUUUUAAGUUCCAACUUUGUUAUUUAAGUGGCUUGAGCAUUACUUUAGUUAAUUUUUUUUAAGAAUAAUUUAUUGAUCCGAGAGUUCUUCAUUGCAUUUAGUAAAAGUAGUAGUAAAGUGGUGCCGAAAUGACUGUUUACCCCAAAUUACAGCCAUUUUGAGGUUUACGGUGAACAAAUGUUUAAUAUUUACGAAUAUUCAAUGUUUCCAAAUUUUUUAAUGGUUUUGUCUCAUAGAAUGUUUUAAUUGAUCAAAAUAUAUAUAGUUUUUACUUAA